UUAGGCGACAGUUCGUUAGCACCCGACCCAGGUUCGACGAGCUCUGUCUGCGUUCUAUCGUCCUCCCCGGGACAAGGACCUCACAAAGUGACCUUAAAUGCUGAGGCUAUUUUUAUAUCGAGUCUGGUCAAUGCACGUUUAAACAUAAAUCUUAAGUCAAAUAAAGAGACGUAGCAGACAUUUUUUUUGUUACUGCAUAGAUUGGUGGACGAGCUCACAGCCCACUUGGCGUUAAGUGGUUAUCGGAGCCUAUAGACAUCCACAAUGUAAAUGCCACCACCCGCCUUGAUGUGAGUUCUAAAGUCUAAGUUUAGCUACAACGGCUGCCCCACCCUUCAAACCGAAACGCAUUACUUCUUCACGGCAGAAAUAGGCAGGGUGGUGGCAUCUACCCGUGCGGACUCACAAGAGGUCCUACCACCAGUAAAAAACACGUUGGUACAAAUACUAACUUUUGUGUCGCAUUCAACUUGACUUAUAAGCUUAUCAUGUAAGCGCUACUACCUAGUUGCGUUCAAUGGACUACUAUGAAUGAAAAUUUAACGAGUUGUAUUAUUUAUAUGAAUGUCUCGUAAUCGCGCUGUUUGUACUUAAACAUUGACGAAAUGUACGCAACUAUCUGAAACCCAAUUAAGUAUUGUAUUCGUGUACGGAGCUAUUAUUAUAAAUAUUAAUGUGAAUUCUGUACCGAACAGAACAUCUUGGACGCGAAGGCUUUGAACUAAGCUAUCGGGUCCGUUAUCUAGGGGACAUUAUCUAAAUAGUGCAAUCAGCGUAUGUAGCGGCGGGUAGGGUGGCGGGCGGGGGCGGCGUCGAGGAGGUCAGUGUGUCAGGGCGGAUGCAGCGGCGGGCGGGCGGCGCAGGCGUGGCGCGCACAUCGAUCGUCGCCCACGCGCGCACCGCCGCUAUCUGCCCCGCGAGUCGCGACGCGUCCCGGGCCCGGCCCACGGCGAUGGCGGCGUGAGCUCGCGCCGCCACCGGCCUCCGGCGGACAUGCCGCGAUGGCCAGAGAGGAGGUUAGAGGAAAGAGGCCUUUCAAGAUAUGGGACAGUUCGCGAAACGUGAGGAAGGGACUGGUAGUCACUAGUUUUGAGGAAUUAAUACACAGAGGUAAAGAGAAAUUAUCGGUAGCUGCGAGUGAGCCAGUGAGGUUAGUGCUAGAGAGCGACGGAACUCAGGUGGAAGACGGCGACUACUGGAGGACCUUACCGCCUAACACUGUCCUGCUUCUGCUGCGGCAAGGGGAGCGCUGGUACCCCACAGGCGUCGAUGUCAUCAAGGCUGCGAUAUCAGCCAUCCCGAAGAUAGUAUGCGAGACGAUCCACGCGCUGGAACUGCACGAUGAGACGCCUUCAUGGAAGAUCAUGGACAACAAGGGGCGCGUCACGGUGGUGCUGCACUGGGACCAGCGGCCUGCUGCCUCGCCGGCCGCGCGCUCUCCUUCCCGCCAGGCCAAGCCUGACCGGCGACCCUCGCUCGUGAUCCAAACGUCGUUAGAUCGGCCGCCGCCCCCACCCCCGCACAUCACCGUCGUGAACCACGACGAGCCGGGCCCCGCCCCGCGCCGCCUGUCGCGCGCGUCCGGCUCCCUCGAGCACGUGCACACGGCCGAGUGUCGCGCCGCCCCCACCUCACCGGCACGUCCGCCCCCCGACGAGUGCGACUUCCAUUGCUGCGCGCUGCACGAGGAAGGACGCCGUAUCGCUGUGCAUAAAAGCGUUGCCACCUCGCCCAUCCAAGACGCACAGCCGCGAGCGUCACCCCAAGGACGACCCAAAGGACACGUGCGCUUUUUGGACGCGGAAUCUGCUCGAAGAGGAGAUCGAGAUUCUUCGGAAAGCGAAACCGAAAACACACUCGUCGAGGACGAAGCCGUCACGUCCGAAAAAUUUCUCUUGCUCAUCGACCAACUCAGCGUAGACCAGAAGCGGCAUCUCACCAUCAAAGACAUCGGCAUAAUCCUCGAGCGGCUCAGUUCGAAGAUCCUGGAUGUGGAGAGGCUGGACCGCGAGUCUGAGUCGGACGACUGUUACAACUGGACGAUAAAAGCGACAAUCAGAGGUGACGCUCUGCGGGAGCUGGGAGUCAUAUACAACGGCAACUACUAUGCGAUCAGCGAGCAUCCUGGCUACCGGGAGGAGAACGAGGAGGCCGGAGACGAGGGCGAAGAGGAGGAGGAGGAAGACCGGCUCUGAUAGGGUCUGUGCGGCGCCGGCGUGCCCGCCGCCCUGCGCAUGGCGCUGUGCCGCAUGGCCGCGCGCUCGCCGUCGCCGCACUGCGCCCGCCAGAGGACCGGUCGACCACUAAAGACUUACUACGAAAUUGAUCGUGAGCCCGCCUCGCGCCAGGCUGCGACCUAGUUAAUAAGUAGCGAAAUUAUUAUAGGUGAAACUGACUUCCUCUCGGUCUGCGAAGACUCGGGGUCGCACCGGCAUCGCCCUGCACUUGUAUCACACCCGAGUCACGAGAACACGACAGCACUGUCUAAUCAUCGAGAUGUUCAAUCUUAGAAACUUAUAUUAAAAAUAAUAUUAAAGUUAGUCGAACGGAAUGCGUUUUAGCGGCGAGUCGCGAUCGCCCUACCAAUCUAUCACAGAUGUCAAUUCCAAAUCACUAUUAUAGUUUCAUCCAAGCAUAGAAAAGCAUGAUAAACUGUUAGACUGUGUCGAACAAAACUGAUUUCUUAGUUUAGACGUUUUCUUAAUGUUCGAAAACGACAAACAGCAUAUUUCCAAACGCUUAACUAACAAUUACUAAUAAAAAAGAAAUCGAUUUAGAAGCAAAGGGGAAAAUGGUACAUAACCGUUUUAUCUUUACUUAUUCAUAAAUAGACUUACUGUGUCACUUCGUGGCCCUGUCGCGACCCUGGUCGCCGGGCCUGGUACUGAGGUCUACAUCGCGACCGCCGCCGUGCUCAGAGCGCCGCGUGUCUAUCGGAGUAAGACUCGCAAACCACCGAACAUCGGCCGGCAGCUCUGCACAGUUUUGCAUGCGGAUGAAUUUGCUCAUUGUUUCCAUAAAUUCACGGUAGAAUUAUGAUGAAAGGUUUCGUGACGUCAAAUAGCAAGUAUACACGUUCCUUCGCGAGUCAGACUUGUCUCGGAUGAGUAACUGAGAGAACGCGUAACGUAAAAUAUUUGUAAUAGAUGAUAUGAAAAUUAUAUAAAAUAAUAAUUCAAUGUUAUAAAAGAGGUUGUAUCUAAUGCCGCGGUCUUAUUGCUCCGCGGCUCAGUCGUCACUGAGUCGUCACCGUGUCGUCGCUGUGUCGUCACCGUGGCGAACGCGACGCAAUAUAGAAUUAGGUAAGUUCUUGUACUUAUUAGAUCUAUGAUAUUGUAGUUAAAGUACGUAUUUAUAAUGUUUUUUUAAUUUUUGUAUAGUACGAAAUCGUGAAGGAUACACGAAAUUAAAUGUAUUAUAUUAAUAAUAAUGGAAGAUUUAAUAAGUUUUACAUGCCCCGGCGAGGGUUUCUUAAUUGUAUAGUUAAGAUUAUUGUGACGCGAUUUGAAUCUAACUUGACGGAGCGUUUUGAUGUCUUUUUGAUUUCGGUACUUAUUUAAUUUCCAAUUGUUUGAUGUAUGUCUGUACAGUUCAUAAGCUAUCCUAUAAUUUUAAAAUUAAUUUAAGAUCGGCUCGUUUUGCUCUUAAUUAAUUCCGGUUCGUGAUUCCGAGAUAACAGCUUCCUCCGCUGUGAUGAGAAUAAAAUAGUGCGUUAAGGUCCGCAUUGUUUGUGCUCUAUCAAUGUACAGCUGUUUUUUGGAAACGAAUAAUAUAGAAAAGUUUAUGGCUGAAGAACGUUCGUGACAGCGUAUCGAUUAAAAAUAAUAAUUUAAAUCAAGAUACAUUUCUUGAUAUGUUCACCGGCCUGCCCAGAAAUGGAAACAAAAUAGAUCAAUAGGUUCCAAAGAAAUGUAUUACGAACGUAACAUUUAGCAAAGACUGUCCGAAACAUGAGGGGAUAUUCUACAGCGAUAGGUACGUGCUUUAAUUAACUUGACGCUAGGUGAAUUUUAGUAAUUUCAAGAGUCGGUUUAUUGAUUGCUUUCUACGUCGUCCGUGAUCACGAAAACUGAUAUAGUAUUCGGAGAUAGCACGGUAAACGUAUUUAAGAUCAACUUUCCCGACACCAGUUUUUAGUUUUCGGAUUUCUCCGAAAUAUAUACUUGUACUUAUUGGCUUUCAUUAUAAAUAAAUGCUCAAUGAAAUACAUUAUCGUACCCCUUAUUGAUCGAACAGAUUACAUUGCAAUGUUUUAUUACUGUGUGUUAUGAUGUAAAUUUAGUAUCAUUUGUAUAUUAAUCUACAUCUAAAUGCCUAUGUUCUGAAUCGGAAUCCAUCAUGUGUAAUUAUCAAAUUGUAUAAUAUUUUUAAUAAAUUUUCGCUUUUGACGAGCCGGCUUGCUUGAAGUCAUGAGAACCAGAUUGAUCUAGAGUUAUUAUCAAUGCCCGUUUGUAUGGUACGUGUAGUAGCAAUGUUCAUUAAGAUGAAUUGUUCAACAACAAACAGAAAAUAAAGUGCUCAGAUUGAAGACGUUGUGGCGGCAUCUGUCAAAUAUCUUACGUUUGGAUGAUGGCUACCCACCACAUCGUAAUAUGUGCAACUUGGAUUAACGAUGAAACUUACGUCUCGAUUCUAUUUAAAACAAAACAAACUGCUUCAGUCAAGACAUUUCAUCAUUGACUACAUACAACAUAGAGUAUAAAUUUGAACCUUUUAAUUAGCAUCUUAAAUCAUAAUUUAUAACUUAGGUCCUUCUGGUUGUCACGGCAGAUGUUCGAUUUUGAUGUUUUUGAUGUAAAAAAAAAACCUUAAAUACCUAAGUGUAGUUAUUUUUUUAUUCGUUUUCGGAAAAGUUAUUUGUCCUAAUUCAUAAUGUUUCUUGAAAAACUUCGAAUCGAAGUUAAGAAAAGUGUUAGUGCGUUAUUUAUUUCGAGACUGUCGCUAAUAAGAUUUAGAGACGCGAGCGGCAGGAGGCGAGGUGAAAAGUGAGGUUAUUUUUUUUCAUUUUUCACGAUAAUUUUCAAAUAUCAAAUAAACGUUUUUAAGUGGAUUAAAAUGAUAACAAGUUAUUUACUUGGGAGCUACUUCACCUGAUAAUGAUCAGAAAAAAAACAUUAACUGAAUAUAAAUUUCAUAGACAAUUUAGUCUUUUUCUAAUUUUAGUAAACGACACAAGACUUUUGUUACCCCAAAGCAAUUUCGAUUUUUUUGUUCCGUAUUCAUUUCGACAUCAAAGCGACAAUCCUAUGAUUAUAUUAAUAUUGUUUUCUUGGUAUUAUAAUAAUAUAUACCUUAAGUAUUAUUGUUUGACAUUGCUUUUGGAAGCAUUUCAUCAUAUUACCAAUUUUGUCUAUACAGGCAAAGAUAAUAUUUUCUAGAUUUCUGCCUUUCGAACUAAAUGUAUGUAUCAUAUUGUGUUGUGUCAUAUUUUUUAUAAACCUCAUCUCGCCGGAAUAUUAAAAGUUUUUCUCGAAUAAAAAUUGUGAAGUGGCUGAGUUUUACGGAAGGUACAUGAAGAUAAAGUUUCAAAAGGUCGCAUGUCUGUCAGAAUUAUCGUAUUAAAGUAAUCUUGUGUAUCGUCAUGUUGACUGAUUUGUUUCUCGAUUAAUUAUAAUUUGUGCCAAAUUAUAUUUAAGAAAAAAAAUACAUGAUCCUGUUAAUAUAUCGAAUUUAUAAUUAGUUGUUCCAGAAAAUCAAUAACAAUAACUAUAACUAGUCUUAAAAUUCACGACUUGUAAUUUCACAAUUACCCAAUGGUUUAGUUGACUUGUAACUCAUUUAAAAAACAAAUCACAUUACUACAAAAAAAGAAACAGAUUAUUUGUUAGUUUAGAGCAUUUUACAGUAGAUAUUGGUAUUAAUUUGUGAACCACUUUACAAUAAUUCAAUCAAUUGAAUGAAACACCAUUGUGAAUUUUCAUAUUAUUAAUUAAAAUAUUGUUCAUAAUAUCACGGUUACGCACAUUUGAUUAUAGGGACAAGAAAUUGUUUUAAAUGUUGUUUUUUUUUUAAUUAAGAAAAUCGUUUAGAGGCGGAUUGAAGUUUAGAUGUUCAUUUUGAAGCUUUCGUGGCCUAACGGACAAGGCGCCGGGCUUAUUCAGCAAAGCUGCAGCUUUCAAGACGUAGCUUUUUUUAACACUGGGAAACUGUUUACGGAUACCCGGCCACGGGGAUACCGGGCCAGGUUAUGUCGGACUCCGGCGCCUGCACAGAACAAGAAGGAGUGGCCGGGAACCGAAGUCCUCGUCCUCUUCCAAUUGAUCCUAAGAGACUACGCUGCUACCUGAUACAUGGUCACGAAUGACUCUCACAAUAAAGCGAUGACGUAAUCAAAUCGAACUCACAUAUUUAUGAAUUCGGUAUAUAGGACCUACAUAAAUCGCAGCUCUUCUGAUGUUAAGCAGUCAGUGUUUGUAGACCUCAUAGGCGCUGGUUCGAACAGUAUCGCAUUCAUAAAUUUUGUAUGGAUAGUUCGUGACACGUAUUAUUGUGUGUGAUAUUGUUAUCAAUGUCGGUAGCUUUUUUUCUUCACGGAAGCAGGAAGCUUGAUAUGAAGCUUAAAUUAAAUUCAAGCCAAUUUGUUAAAACACCUCAAUAAUAGAGAUGAAGAACUUGAUCGGAAUGUAAUUUCAUAUCUUUUCAUUUCUCUGAACAAUGCCGCAAGGACUCAAAGCUUCAAGUAGAUAUUAGAAGACAAUUAAACUUUCUGUUCAUUGUUUUUUAUCCGUAUUUUCUUGUAGUAGAACGAGCAGACGAGCUCGGGUUAACCUGGCUAUAAAAAAACACAUUUCACGGCUUAGAUGCAGAUACAGAACCCGCGAAGACUCACAAUAGGUUCGACCAUCAUGUUAUUUCAUUAAUUGUGAAGGUUGGAUCUCAAUUUUAGUAUAACAAUACCAUUGAUAUAUGGAUCUAUUUCGAAAAGUCUCUGGUACUUAAUACAAAAAGCACACAAGACACGCCCACUCGUCUACAGCACAGAAAGUGUAACAGCAACUCAAAGAGGCCAUGGUCACAUACGCAUUUCAUAUGAACAAUAGCCAGAAGCAUUAUAUUCACGUUGACUAUAGGGAGUUCUUAAAUCAGAGGUUAUACAAUUAAUAUACGUAAUAAAAAUUUAGAUACAAGUAUCACAUGAAACAUUACCAUAAAUAGUUAAGGCCUAUUCAAUAAUUAAAGUACAACAAAAUUUCAUUGCUGCAUUAACAUAUUCUGAAUUCGUGCAUGUUUUUAUUUAAUAUACGGAUAAAUAUACAAUUUAUUAUAUAGCAAAAUAUAUUCAUAGUUAUAAUGUUUUCAUACCAAAAGCGGGUCUAGUUUAAUUUUUAAAAUAACGGGGCUGAUGAUAAUUUUGACAUGUGAAGAUUAUUACAUACUAACUUCUUCUAACCAAUUAAAUCAAAAGAAUGUUUUAAAAUACUAAAUACUCAAAAUACCCCAAAAUAUAAAUUAAAUAGUAAUGUUAUAAACGGAUACUUCGUGUCGGUGGCAGAUUUUCUCUCCUAUUUUAAUUAAGUUCAAAUAAAUUGAAGGCUGUGCGUUUUAUGAUCUCUGAAUAUAUUUUUUUCGUUAGUAAUAUUCGUCAUUGUUAAAUAAAAGAGUAGGUACAUAAUAUUUUUUAUGUACGGAAAGCUGUUUAGUUAGUUCCUUAAAAAUGUACACGAUUUAUAAAAAUAAAUGCAAAAUACAAGUUCUGUUUUUUUACCGAAGUAAAUUGAAAAGUAAGCUAACAUAAUAAUAGAUUUAUCUACUAUACUAUUUAGUCUGCCAUAAACCAUAGAUCACUCAGAUUUUUCUAUUCACAAAAAAAGGAAGUAGUAAAACGAAUAUUUGCAUUUACAAUUGAAAAUACACGAUCAGGAACAGAAUAGGAUAUAUUAAAAUAUCUCCACGACUGCAUUUAACAUUUUACACAACGUAAUUUGGUUUCAUUUAUUAUAUAAAUAAAUAUACAGACGUCAGAAACCGAAAGAAAACAGUAGAAAGUAUUGCUUGGAUAUUAAUAAUGUGAGCUGAUAUUUCAAACUUUAUUUUUAUACGUGUCGAUUGUGUGAAACCAAUGAACCAGUUUGUGUUAACGAUAACGGCGUACCGGAAACUUCACUGCCACUAAUUUAAAAAUAAAAAUAUUGGAAACGA
Molecule: messenger RNA, 8139 nt
Organism: Bombyx mori (domestic silkworm)
Lineage: Eukaryota; Metazoa; Arthropoda; Insecta; Lepidoptera; Bombycidae
Gene: Drep2
Exons: 4
Coding region: 1002-2195 (397 amino acids)
Biological process (GO): apoptotic process; regulation of apoptotic process
Source: RefSeq, a predicted model, not a curated record